UUUUUUUUUUGCACACUUAAUUAUUAUAUAAUAGUAUAUGUUCAACGUUGUCUAAUUUAUAGUUCAAUGAGGUCAUUUAUUAGUGUGCUAAUAAAAAUUAUUUCAAUUUCCAACGAUAAAUUGAUAGGUUUUAGUUGUAAAUAUAGAAGUUUCCAAUAUUUAAAUUUCAAAAAUAUUAAAUAUGAUAACUGUACAAAAUAAAUAAAAAAAAAAAAAGUUGUCAUCAUCACUGCAUUUGGCGAGAAAAUUUUAUUUGAGAAAGUGACACGUGGGCAAUGGUAAUGUCAGCUACUUCUGCUUUAGUAAUACGGAGUAGUAAAUAGAUUACGGAUUAUACGAAAAUGAUACUCCAUGAUAAACAAAUUUUCGAUUUUGUCUACUACUCUACUUGAUAGCUGAACGCCUGAACUUAUUUUCUGUUGAUAAGAAUGCACUUCCUAAAAAGGUGUAUAACAGAGCAAAGAGCUGUGAGGGGGCUGAAUUGCUGAAAGCCUGGAAGUGCAUUUCCUAAAUACUUCACCAAAAGGCUGUCAAAGCAACAAAGUGGAGUAGGAGACCCAAGAUUGCGAGAAACUCAGGGAUGAUGAUGAUGAUGAUGAUUCCUUCUAAAGCUUCUGCUUUCUUCUUUAAUGCCGGUAUUUCUCUUUCCCCUUCUUUUCUUUCCCAUUUUCGACUGUUUUCUUCUUCCCAACAUCGUCAACUGUUUCUAACUUCAAUUACUCAACAAUCCAAAUUAGGGUUUUCCGAUCUUAAAACCCCCUUUUUUCUAUAUAAUCAAAUGAUUAAUUUGCGCCCUCUUCCUUCUGUCAUGUAUUUCAAUCAGUUAUUUACUGCUAUUGUUAAAUUGAAGCGCUUUAAUCCACAUUCCACCAUUAUCUCUCUCUUCCGGCAGCUUGAAUUGUUUGGUAUUAAACCCAAUAUGCAUUCCAUUGGUAUUCUUGCUAAUUGCUACUGUCAUUUGGGCAGAGUUGAUUUCGGAUUCUCUCUCCUUGCUAAAAGACUUAAGCUUGGUUAUCCCCUUGAUUCUGUCAUUUUUAAUACCUUAAUUAAUGGCUAUAUUCACUCUGAUAAGCUCCCCCAAGCUGCUCAUUUGUUGAAUCAAAUUGUCAAGCUUGGUUUACAACCCAACUUAAUUAUGUAUAGUACUAUUGUCAAAGGACUUUGUAGGAUUGGCGACAAUACGUCUGCUCUCACUUUGCUUAACAAAAUGCAAUCUCGAUCUCAUUUUAAGCCUAACAUUGUUUUAUACAGCACUAUCAUCGAUAGUCUUUGUAAGGACAGGUUGUUACAACAGGCCCUGGACCUGUUCUCCUCCAUGAAAACUCAGGGCAUUAAACCCGAUGUUGUCACUUUUACUUCCUUGGUUCGAGGCCUCUACAAUUCCGGCUGUGGGGAUGAGGCUCAUCGUAUGUUGACUGAGAUGUUAGAGAGCAACAUUGCACCUAAUGUUAAGACCUACAGCAUGCUGGUUGACAUGUUUUGUAAAGAUGGCUGUGUUGAUCAAGCUCAGUCCAUUCUAAAGCACAUGAUUGAGAAAGGCGUGACUCCUAACAUCAUUACUUAUAAUGCGUUACUGGAUGGAUACUGUUUGUGCGGUCAGAUGGAGGAUGCAGAGAACCUACUCGUUCUCAUGGCUGAAAAUGGCUGUGAGCCUGACCUUUUCAGUUUCAACACUAUGAUUAAUGGAUAUUGCAAGGCUAAAAACAUUGACAAGGCCCUUAACAUUUUCCAAGAGAUAUUUCGGAAAGAUAUAACACCUAAUGUUGUUACCUAUAGCACUCUUAUUGAUGGACUGUGCAAAGCCAAUAGACUCCCACACGCGCAUAAGCUGUUCAAGGAAAUGCGGGAUCAUGGAAUUGCUCCAGAUGCUGUAACCUAUGCCUCCUUACUUGACAGCCUUUGCAAAAGUGCUCAGCUUGACGAGGCUGUAAAAUUACUUGAAGAUAUGGAGGAUAAUGGUGUUAAGCCAAACAUUGUCAUCUACAGUAUUCUAAUAGAUAACUUGUGUGAGGCUGGACAACUUAAUGAUGCAGCAAAGUUCUUUUCAGAUCUUGUAACAAAAGGUCUGGAACCUAAUGUGAAAACAUACAGUAUACUGGUUAAAGGCUUCUGCAAGAAAGGGCUCACGAGUGAAGCUGCUCCAGUGUUGAGGAUAAUGGAGGAAGAUGGUUGCCCCCCUAAUGAUGUUACCUAUAAUACAAUAAUCAGAGGCUAUAUACUCAAUCAUGACUUAUCAAAAGCAUUAUAUUAUUGUGAUCUUAUGGUCAAAAAAGGAUUCAAAGCUGAUGCAGACACUUUGUCAUUGUUUGUUGGUCUCUUGUCUUCUGAUAACUUAAGUGACUCAAACAAGGACCUGCUAAAGAAGUUUAUCAGCUGAAUCUAUCUGAUUUGUAUAUUUGACAAACAAAGUCAUCUAUGUUGUUAUGUCCUCCAUAAGGCCUUGAAGGUAUUCUGUGGAAUAAAGUCAAAGCUGUUGUGCUGUGCAUUGUCCUAAGGUUUGAUGCUUCUUAUCCUGUCUAAAAUUGAAACUUUUAAAACUGAGAUCAGCAUCUUUAGCUUUGGUUUGUUGUUUUGAAAGUAGAAUUGAUUUGAACUACUUGUUUCCGUAUUUGUGAGCCUUGCGCUAAUGAUAGAAUAAAAUAGUUAGUUGGUUUAUUUUGAUGGAAAGGAGGUGACUUGGUGAGUGAUGAAACAGGCAGAAUUCGAAUUGGAUGCUGCAAAACUUGUCUUGUAUGUAAUUUAUAACUAGACUUUUAAUCCAA
Messenger RNA from Chenopodium quinoa (quinoa), 2762 nucleotides. Its product is annotated as putative pentatricopeptide repeat-containing protein At1g12700, mitochondrial. The record is from RefSeq and is a predicted model, not a curated record. The transcript has a single exon. NCBI's taxonomy places the organism in Eukaryota, Viridiplantae, Streptophyta, Magnoliopsida, Caryophyllales, Amaranthaceae. Gene Ontology annotation, molecular function: protein binding. Bases 581 to 2377 code for a protein of 598 amino acids.